Molecule: messenger RNA, 1281 nt
Organism: Neurospora hispaniola
Lineage: Eukaryota; Fungi; Ascomycota; Sordariomycetes; Sordariales; Sordariaceae
Product: S-adenosyl-L-methionine-dependent methyltransferase
Exons: 2
Coding region: 1-1281 (426 amino acids)
Molecular function (GO): O-methyltransferase activity
Source: RefSeq, a predicted model, not a curated record
AUGGUCGCAACGUCUGACAUCCCGGCCGACACCUCUGCUUCACUUCUCACCGCGCUCGCAGAUGAGAUCUCGUCCAGUGCGACUCUCCUAUCUUCGCACAUCGAAUCCAGGCGACUACCAUGGCCAUCUUUUUCCGCCGAUGGCCCCCGGCAGCCAAUUUGCGAUGACAAUGAAGAAGUCUCACGGGCACGCACUGCUCUCAUUGAAGCCACUAGAUCCCUCCACGCCCUCGCCGUCGGGCCAAUCUAUCUCCUCGGCGCAAUGCAAGUCCUGUGUCAUUUCGAGAUUCCACAGAACGUCCCGCUCCAAGGAACCAUCACUUUCCAUCACCUUGCCUCCAAGACCGGCUUAAGCGAAGCUCUUCUUCCACGCUUUCUGCGUAUGGCCAUAGCAAACUUCUACUUCACCGAACCUGAACCAGGUCUGGUCGCCCAUUCAGCCUGGUCCAAGCCACUCGCUACUGACGAGAAGAUGCGCGCCUGCAUCUGGUUUCGCCAUGCCGAGAUGCUCCCUGCCGUAUCCAAGCUCGUCGACAUGGUCAAGCGGUACCCCGACUCCCCUGAGCCACAGGACACAGCUUUCUCGCUGGCAUUCGGAGACGCCUUCUUCGGGUACAAAGAGAGACACCCGGAAAACAUGGUCCAAUUUGGACAAUUUGUUGACGCCUUUUCCGGUGGUAGCUCCGCCGACUCGGCGGAAAGCAUUGCGCGAGCCUACCCCUGGGAGACACUACCGAACAGAGCGCUCGUCGUUGAUGUUGGCGGUGGCAUCGGACAUAUCUCUGCUGCUAUUGCGCAGGCACAUCCUCAUUUGCGGUUUCAGGUGCAGGACUUUGAAGAUCUGAGAGGCGCGGCCGAGGAAUUGAUGGAGAGUAAGGGAGUCAAGGAUAGAGUCGAGUUCGUGUCGCAUAAUUUCUUUGACCCCCAACCAGAGCCAGCCAGAGGAGCCGCCGUUUACUUCAUGAGGAACAUUCUUCACAAUUGGUCUGACUUGUACUGCAAGCGAAUCUUGAAACCGAUUGCCGAAUCUAUGGGGCCGGAAAGUAGGAUCGUCAACUGCGAUAUUGUUUUGCCAGAGCCAAAUUCGGUGCCAAAGGCGCAGGACGCAGUGAUCAGGGCACUUGAUUUGACUAUGCUAUCGAUGUUCAACGCUAAAGAAAGAUCUACCGACCAGUGGAAGGAGCUGUUUGCGAGCGCCGAUGGCAGGCUCAAGAUCACCGACAUGGUAGGGAAGCCACGAAUGAGGAUGGAUAGCCUGGUUGAGGUUAGGUUGUUAUGUUGA